AUGCCGUCCAAACAGCCCCAAACUUCGUUGUUCCAAGUCUACUUGCGCCUGCGCCCGCCGAUGGCCCAGAAUCCCGACGAGUCCGAUCGAUUUCUCACAGUCGAAAUCCCCGAGACAUCUUCCGAUGAUGGAGAGAUCGUUGCAUCAGCUCCCACACACAUCACGCUUCAGCCACCUAGCGACUCUCGAAAACGCGCCAUUGAGAGGUUUGGCUUCACCAAAGUGUUUGAAGAGAGCGCAUCACAAUUGGAUAUCUUUCAUGACACUGGCAUGGAAUCACUAGUCAGAGGUGUCUUGAAGGAGGGCCGGGAUGGAUUGGUUGCGACACUGGGAGUGACUGGUAGUGGAAAGAGCCAUACUAUCCUAGGAUCCAAGUCCCAGCGCGGUAUCACCCAAAUGGCCCUUGAUGUCAUCUUCCGAUCCCUGGAGCCGACUAUCAAGACCGAGGAUGGUAGUAUCAGUCCCUUGAUGCUUGCAUCUCUCGCCGCAUCAGAUGCCUCGGAGGCACAGCUAUUUUCCGCUCAAACAUUUCUGGAAGCCGUCUACGGCGAACCCAACGGUGGUGACCGUGGCCGCAACUCAAGGGCACAGACUCCCAUGAGUCCAUCCCGCGCACACACCCCACUCACGGUACGGAGCCCUCAUACCCUAAACCCCCAUGAAGGAUCGCCAGCGAAGCAUCCACCCACCCCUGGAACUGGAUUUCCAAUGCCAUAUACAACCCGUGGAGACCCUCAGAGGGCGGACCCAAUCAGGAUGUCGAGUCCCAACUGCGCGGAUAAAACCGGCUUUGGAUCACUAUCAAAUGACCAGUCUGGAAGGAUUGUCUCAAGACCCUUCACUCCUCUCCCCUUUAUCCGCCCCGGCACGUUUGAGACCCGCUUAGCUAAAUCGCGACUUUAUGUCUUCAAGGAGCCCACCCCAGCAUUGGUUUUCCCUCGCCGUCAGCCCCGCGAAAAGCCCGUCACUGCACCAAGGCUACCCGAUGUCAGUCACCUGGCGGUCGAUCUAAAUUCAAGCUCCGACUACGUGGUGUUGGUAUCUAUGUACGAAGUGUAUAAUGACCGCAUUUUCGAUCUCCUGUCGCCUUCUCUGGUCCCAGGCCAAGGUAACACUAUGUCCCGUGGAAACACUCAAAAGGACAGACGACGCCCUUUAUUGUUUAAACCCACAGAAGGCUCGCCGGACCGAAAGCUCGUUGCAGGUUUACGCAAGAUUGCUUGCAGCACCUACGAGGAAGCAUUGGCAAUUCUGGAUGUUGGCCUGACGGAACGCAAAGUUACUGGAACUGGAGCGAAUAGUGUCAGCUCCCGAAGUCAUGGCUUUUUCUGUCUCGAGGUCAAGAAGCUGUGCCAUAGCAAGCGAUACGGGGAAGCGAGCUGGGUAGGAAAUACCCUUACAGUUGUUGAUUUGGCGGGUUCCGAAAGAGCGAGAACUGCGAAGACGGCAGGGGCUACUCUUGCAGAGGCUGGUAAGAUCAACGAAAGUCUCAUGUAUCUGGGCCAGUGUCUGCAGAUGCAAAGUAAUGUCCAAGACGGAGCUAAAACGGCGCUUGUUCCAUUCCGCCAAUGCAAGCUCACGGAACUGUUGUUCUCUAACUCUUUCCCCUCGUCCAACCAGAUGUCUCGGGGCCAGCAUCCCCAGAAGGCUAUCAUGGUUGUCACUGCUGAUCCUCUGGGCGAUUUUAAUGCUACCUCCCAAAUUCUGCGUUACUCAGCGUUGGCCCGGGAAGUCACUGUACCUCGUGUCCCAUCUGUAACAGAAUCGAUUUUGUCCGCUGCGUCUGGCAGUCAUCGUUCUGUGAGUGGACGGACAUCACCCAAUGAUGCACCGACCGAGGAUCUAGAUCGCGCUACAACGGAGAUAGCACGACUUACCAAAGAUUGCCAUGGUCUUGCAGUGCGGCUCGCAGAGGAGGAGAUCGCGCGAUCAGAACUUGAGAUCAGGCUGCAGGCGGCCGAGGAUCGUUGCGUGAUGAUUGAGCAAGAAGUCCGUGAAGAAUGCUGGGCUGAAAUGGACGAGCAGAUGGAAGGAGAACGGAGACGCUGGCAGAAUGCAUGGGAUGAACAGACUGGCCGUAACGACGAGCAUAUCGAUAAAAAGAUCGAGCUGGUCUCCCGCGGUUUUAAUAUUUACGAGGAUCCCGAGUCAUCUGUGGACAGCCGAGUGGAAGAGCUUGAACACGAGAAUGAGCAGCUGCGUCGUCGCCUGGCCGCUCUUGAACGUGAGAUGACAUCUCACUCACCUACCCGGAAACCGCGAUCGAAGAAUGCUCAACCCACUGCCGCCGCAUCAUCUCAUAUUCUUGGUCGGGAGAGUGAUGUUGAGAAUGCUCUUCAACGAAUGAACCAAUUGAACCUCACGGACACGAUGUUCAACCCUGCAUCCCAAACAUCUACUGCAUCUCCCGGCAAGAAAACAAGGAAACUCGGAGGAAGGAAAUGGGACUUGGUCUCGGAGAACGAGUUGUAG
Messenger RNA from Penicillium macrosclerotiorum, 2472 nucleotides. RefSeq lists its product as uncharacterized. NCBI's taxonomy places the organism in Eukaryota, Fungi, Ascomycota, Eurotiomycetes, Eurotiales, Aspergillaceae. Gene Ontology annotation, molecular function: microtubule binding; ATP hydrolysis activity; microtubule motor activity. The coding region runs from base 1 to 2472 and encodes 823 amino acids. Gene Ontology annotation, biological process: microtubule-based movement. The record is from RefSeq and is a predicted model, not a curated record. The transcript is spliced from 4 exons. Gene Ontology annotation, cellular component: kinesin complex; microtubule; nucleus.